GAACUAGCUUUCGUCACUUCCUCAGCCUGCCCACUCUCCAGGCCGGAACUCAGGGGCCAGGAACCUGGGUGAGCACUGACUCGUCCUUAGAGUUCCAGGAGUGGGGCCAGCCGGGCAGCUGGAGUCGAGGCCACGCCACCUGCAAGGAAGAACCCAGGCCGAGGCGGGAAGAUGGCUUCAGACAAGCCUGCAGGUUCUGUGGCUUCUCAGCAGCUGAUCAGCCAGCAGCUCUCACACCCUGAGUUGUGCGUCACCCAAAUCAUAAAGGGAUGAGUGUCCCAGAGUAGAUGGGGCAUCGACCAAAGUUAAAAAUUGAAGGGGGAGUGGAAGGGUCACAAGAUCAGGGAGCAGAGAAACAUGAAGGGACAGGUCAGCCCUCUGGAAUCACCGACCAGGAGAAGGAGCUGUCCACCAAUGCCUUCCAAGCUUUCACGGCUGGAAAUUAUGAUGCCUGCCUUCAACAUCUUGCCUGCCUACAAGACAUAAACAAAGACGAUUAUAAAAUAAUUUUAAAUACAGCAAUAGCUGAGUUUUUUAAAAGUAACCAAACAACAACAGAUAGUUUGAGACAAACACUUAACCAGCUGAAGAAUCAGGUCCACUCAGCUGUUGAAGAAAUGGAUGGAUUAGAUGAUGUUGAAAACAGCAUGUUGUAUUACAAUCAAGCAGUCAUUCUUUAUCAUUUGCGGCAGUAUACGGAAGCCAUAUCAGUUGGUGAAAAACUUUAUCAGUUCAUAGAACCUUUUGAGGAAAAAUUUGCACAAGCGGUGUGUUUUUUACUUGUAGACCUGUAUAUAUUAACUUACCAAGCUGAGAAAGCUUUGCAUCUUCUUGCUGUCCUAGAAAAAAUGAUUUCACAGGGUAACAAUAACAAAAAUGGAAAGAAUGAGACGGGUAAUAACACCAACAAAGACGGAUCCAAUCAUAAAGCUGAAAGUGGAGCUCUAAUAGAAGCUGCAAAAUCAAAGAUACACCAGUACAAAGUAAGAGCGUACAUCCAAAUGAAGUCUCUGAAAGCGUGCAAAAGGGAGAUCAAGUCUGUCAUGAACACAGCUGGAAAUUCUGCACCUUCUCUGUUUCUUAAAAGCAAUUUUGAGUACCUAAGAGGCAAUUACCGGAAAGCUGUGAAGCUAUUAAAUAGUUCAAACAUUGCUGAGCAUCCAGGAUUCAUGAAAACAGGCGAAUGCUUGCGAUGUAUGUUCUGGAAUAAUCUUGGUUGCAUCCAUUUUGCCAUGAGCAAGCACAAUUUGGGGAUUUUCUACUUCAAAAAAGCUCUGCAGGAGAAUGACAAUGUCUGUGCACAGCUCAGUGCCGGCAGCACUGAUCCAGGCAAAAAGUUCUCAGGAAGACCCAUGUGUACAUUACUAACCAACAAGAGGUACGAGUUGCUCUAUAACUGUGGGAUUCAGCUGCUUCACAUCGGAAGGCCUCUUGCCGCCUUCGAGUGCCUGAUUGAAGCCGUUCAGGUUUAUCACGCCAAUCCCCGCCUCUGGCUUCGGCUGGCUGAAUGCUGCAUUGCUGCCAAUAAGGGGACUUCUGAACAAGAAACAAAAGGCCUUCCCAGUAAAAAAGGAAUUGUGCAGUCUAUCGUUGGCCAAGGCUACCAUCGCAAAAUAGUUCUGGCGUCCCAGUCCAUACAGAACACCGUGUACAAUGACGGGCAGUCCUCAGCCAUCCCUGUAGCCAGUAUGGAGUUUGCAGCCAUCUGUCUCAGAAAUGCCUUGCUGCUGUUACCUGAAGAACAGCAAGAUCCGAAGCAGGAGAAUGGGUCUAAAAACAGCAGUCAGUUAGGCGGGAACCCUGAGAGCAGCGAAAGCAGUGAAACUUGCAGUAAAAGCCAUGAUGGUGAUAAAUUCAUUCCAGCUCCACCUUCUUCUCCGUUAAGAAAACAGGAAUUAGAGAACUUAAAAUGCUCCAUCCUGGCCUGCAGUGCUUAUGUGGCUCUGGCUCUGGGCGAUAACCUCAUGGCUUUGAAUCACGCAGAUAAACUUCUUCAGCAGCCCAAGCUGUCAGGCUCUCUUAAGUUUUUGGGUCAUUUAUAUGCUGCAGAAGCCCUCAUCUCUCUGGACAGAAUAUCUGAUGCCAUUACUCACUUGAACCCGGAGAAUGUCACUGAUGUCUCCUUAGGGAUCUCUUCAAAUGAGCAGGACCAAGGAUCGGACAAAGGAGAAAAUGAAGCAAUGGAGUCCUCUGGGAAGCGGGCCCCUCAGUGCUACCCCAGUUCCGUCAACUCUGCCAGGACCGUGAUGCUCUUUAACCUUGGCAGCGCCUACUGCCUGAGGAGCGAGUAUGACAAAGCCCGCAAGUGUCUGCACCAGGCAGCUUCCAUGAUCCAUCCUAAAGAGGUGCCCCCUGAAGCCAUCUUACUGGCCGUCUACCUCGAACUGCAGAAUGGUAACACCCAGCUAGCCUUACAGAUCAUCAAAAGGAAUCAGCUGCUCCCUACAGUGAAAACACUCUCGGAGAUGAGAAAGAAGCCAGUGUUUCAGCCCGUCCACCCGAUCCAGCCCAUCCAAAUGCCGGCUUUCACUGUACAGCGGAAGUGACAUUUUGCUCUUGGAAAACUACUACCUGAGACCCAGGGGAAUAUCUAUGGGCCUUUUUAGUUGUAUCGCAGCAAAAUGAAUAAAAGACAGAUGGUGAAGGGUGCGAGUCUAAAGAUACCAUUUGAAAUGAUUCUAACCCCUGAUUAUUUUUGCCAGAAAGUUACUUAAAAUUAAGGAUUCACAAAUUAAUUUUCAUCUGUUUUUCUUUAAUCUUUGGAGCGAUUAUGUAAUGUCUGUGUCAUAGGCAAUUAAAUCAUGGUCUUAUCAGAACA
This is a messenger RNA of Phyllostomus discolor (pale spear-nosed bat), 2818 nucleotides long. RefSeq names its product CCR4-NOT transcription complex subunit 10 (gene CNOT10). The coding region runs from base 288 to 2546 and encodes 752 amino acids. Gene Ontology annotation, cellular component: CCR4-NOT complex. Gene Ontology annotation, biological process: negative regulation of translation; mRNA catabolic process. Gene Ontology annotation, molecular function: protein binding. The record is from RefSeq and is a predicted model, not a curated record. Lineage: Eukaryota; Metazoa; Chordata; Mammalia; Chiroptera; Phyllostomidae. The transcript has 20 exons.